AGAUGUGGAACUUGUAUGUGUAUAAUAAGGCGCACUGCCAAGAUAUGGCACUAGAUAGAGCCUUGAUCGUUGUAUCGUGGUGUCGUAGAAAGAGGGACAUUAGAAUUGGAAUGAGACAGAGAAAUUAGUACGCGUAAGACCCGCAGUGACGCGAAGACGUUGGGCAGACGUCACAAUAUUAAAAACAGACCGAGGUACAUACUCGUAUUAGAAAAAAUGGCAUUCCGUGAAUUGGUAGAAGGUGACUGUGGUGGGCCCAGUUCUUUAAUUCGCUUAACAUCACAUUUUGUACGUGAUCAUGGAUUUAAAGAAGAAGGAAUACAUCAUCCUUUUGACCAUGUGGAACCUUUUCAAGCUUCAGAUUCAGAUCAGUUAGUUAAACAAUUUUUAGAAGAAAAUCCUUCGUGUCCUCAAACAUUUAGAAUGGAUAAUUUAUUACAAGAAAUGCGUGAAAUUGAUCAAAAUAUUCAUCCACCUAUAGCAGCACCGGGAGUUGCUGAAGAAUUAACCAGUUUAGAUACAGCCUGGGCAAAUCAGUAUCUUCAAUCAGGACGUCAUUUUAAUGAACAUCAUGCUGAUGACAUUUGGCAUCAUGAGGUAGAACAAAACAUCUUAAGUCAUCAAAAACAUGAACUAGGAUUAGGUCCAAAAUGGGCUGAAGAAUAUAUAGAACAUAGUAUAGAUGCUAUACAGAAUAACAUAAAUAUAGAACAUCCAACAGAAGCAAUAGAAAACAAUGAUAAUCCUAAUUUUGAAUAUUCAAAAUUUAUGAAAUUUAUGAAACAGGAAGGAGAUGUCUCUAUAGAAAACAAUCAAGAAUCACUGCCAGAUUUUCAUAAUACGAGUAAAGACUGGACAGAACAAUAUGAAAAAGAUAAUCAAAAGUCCAAAGACAAAAUCUCUACUAAGAGUCAAGAAACUGAAGUGACAAAUAAGAUAGAAGAAGAAUUAACUGUUACUGAUAAUUGGAUAGAUGAAUUUCAAAAAGAAAGUACUUCUUCAGAGACAGACAAUUAUGAGUCUACAUUCUUAAAACUUCAAAGUGAAUGGGAAAAAAUUUCGUCAUCUGAAGAAUUAUCUUCCAAGCAUCCAUGGCUUUCAGAAUAUGAUACUUUUUAUGAUCCAUUUAAAGAUUAUGAAUUUCAUGAAGAGAAUCCUAUGAAAAACUUACCUAAUGCAUUAGAAGAGGGUAAGAAAAGAUUAGCAGCUGGAGAUUUACCAAGUGCUAUACUUUGCUUUGAAGCAGCAAUACAACAAGAUGAAAAGAAUUCAGAAGCUUGGUUACUUCUUGGUAAAACUCAAGCUGAAAACGAACAAGAUCCAUUGGCUAUUUCUGCUUUGAAGCGUUGUCUAAGUUUGGAUCCUACAAAUGGUGCAGCCCUUAUGGCACUUGCAGUUUCAUACACAAAUGAAUCUUACCAAAAUCAAGCAUGUAUAAUUCUUAGAGAAUGGUUAUUAAAAAAUGAAAAAUAUAAGCAUCUUUCAGUAGAAAAGAUUAGCAGUCCCGAGCAACAGUCAAAGUCAAAUGUAUCAUCGAUCCUGUUCAAUGAUGUACAUGAAGAAGUAAAAAAUCUUUAUAUUCAAGCUGCACGAAUGAAUCCGUGGAACGAAAUAGAUGCAGAUGUACAGUGUGGAUUAGGAGUACUUUUUAAUUUAUCUAAUGAAUAUGAUAAAGCUAGUGAUUGCUUCCAAGCAGCGCUGCAAGUACGCCCACAUGAUUCUAGAUUAUGGAAUAGAUUAGGUGCAACUUUAGCUAAUGGUCAAAAAUCAGAGGAAGCUAUAAAUGCAUAUCAUCAUGCUUUAAAAUUAUCACCUGGAUUCAUUAGAGCUCGUUACAAUCUCGGAAUUUCUUGUAUUAAUCUUGGUGCAUAUAAAGAAGCAGGUGAACAUCUUGUAAUAGCUUUAAACCAACAAGCUUCCGGCCGUGGAAUUCAUGGUGAAAGUUUCUCACCGAAAGCGAUGUCGAAUACUAUUUGGUCAACUUUGAGACUUGUCAUUUCGCUUAUGCACAAAUAUCAUUUAAAUGAAGCUAUAGAAAACAGAGAUCUAACAAGGUUGAAUAAGGAAUUCGAAAUUGCAUAAAAACUUGUUGUCUUGUCUUAAAUGUCUAAUAUGUUAAAAUAAAGCGAUUAAAAAUAUUUUUCGUAGUUAAAAAAUGUACAUAAAAAAAAUUAAAAAGAUACUAUCAUAUAAUUUCUUUGUUAUAAGAAGGGUUGAUUUAAGCAUAUUAAAUGUCAAAAAAAACUAAUUUGUUGAAUACCUUUGAUAGGUACAUAAGUAACAUGACUUUUUAAUAUUUUAUCGUCCAUAAAUUAUUAAAAGGGGUUAUAUACAUCAAUAUAAUAAAAUUGUUAUGCAUUUAAUAAAAUUUGGUUAAAGUAAUUGAAUCCCUGAAAAAAUAAAUAAAUAAAGGUCAGGUAAUAUACAUAAAAAAUGAAAAGGAACGAGCGCAAUCCUAAAACGAUAAAAUAAUUUCUAUUUUUUUUUUUCUGUUUUUCUUUCAAUAAAUGAAUAGUAUUAUAAAAAUAUGACCACAUAAUAAAGAAGCAUUCUGAUAUGAGUUACAGUUAUAUAUUAUUUCUAUCAUAAUUUAUAAAUAUCAUAGAUAACUUCUAACAUAAUUAUAUUAGAUUUGUAACAAAGAGAAAUUAAUCCUAAAGGCACAUCAAAGUUACAUAUAAUGUAACAGUCAGAAAGUGAUGAAAAUAUAGAAUUACAUUAUAGGAUUAACAAAUAUAAUAGAAAGUAACUGUCUUAGCAAUAUGUGAUUUCCUAAACACAUGCCACCCCGCCCUUAGCGGUUAAAAUAUAAACAAUUUUUAACAAAUUCUUAGAAAUAUUCAAACAGCAGUCAAAAAUACAAUGAUCAUUGCUACAAAAUUUAUUAAUACAGUGUAUAAAGCAAUUUAUUAUAUUAAAUAUUAUAUAUAACACUGCAAAAUUUUAAUAUCUAUAUGUUUGGUUCUCUGUAUAAACUUUUUAUAAUUAUGAUUCAACUAUGUCAUUAGCUAAGGGAAAGAUAACAUACGUCUAGACAUAAUACAAUAUAUCUAUAUAGAACAUCUCAACAAUCAAUAAUAGGGAAUUAAUUUCAUCUAUAGUAUUUGUCUUUAAGUUUUAAGAACUUGUUAAUGUAAUUUUAUCCAUAAGAAAUCUUACGCGUGACUAAGAUUUUAAUCAGGAUUGAACAUUUAAAUUAAUUGAAUUAAAAAAAAUUACUUUUUAAAAUAUUAAACAAAUAAUGAGAUCAUUGUAAAUUACAUAUUCAAUAAUGAUUUAAAUAUGUAUUCAGUAAGAAGAAACACCUAUCUAUAUAAAUGAUAAAUAAAAAAGGUAUCACAAAACAUGAUCACAGAAAUCAAAUAAUUCUAAGCAAGAAAUUGUUAGUUUACAAAAAUCGUAUCAUUUGAAAAAGUACUGUUUUUAAAUUUUCUCUAGAAUGUAUAAUUUUUAUACAACAUAAUUUGGAAUCAUGUUUUUUUUUUCUUUACAGCUAAAUAAAAUUGGACCUAUUGCUAUUGUUAGAUGACAAUGAAGUUAAUGCUCACAAUUUUAAAGUUGAUAAAAGUUGUUGUCCAGUUUCUAUUAUUAAAGAUUUAACAUGUUCAGCGUGCAUAAUUUGAUUACACAUUUCACUGCAUUUCUGAAAUGUUAUUACAUCAUCUUUUGGAAGAACACGAUGUAGACUUUUUAAAGAUAACGUAUGUGGUAAAUAAUUCAAAAUUGCUAAAACAAUUUGAGUGUAUAAACAUUGUAGUUCUUGUCGAGAGUUUGAUGUAGCAAUUUUACUUUGUGUUAGUUCAAUUAAAUACUUCCAUUCAGAAUCUUUAGUAUACAUAUCCUUUGCAUAUUGCACAACAGCUUGAGAACAAUUAUCCAUUAAAAGUGCUGUUGCUUCCUCGAUAUUUUGAGUGCACAACGUUUUUAAAGAUAAACUGCCAUCAAUUUCUUGCGUUUCAAGAAAUUGCUUAACUUCAAAUAAGCAUUCAUUUGGUAUAAAAUCACAAGAUAAUACAGAUUGUAAUUUAAACAAUUCCAUUGGUAUAGUUUUUUCAGUGUCAGUCUUAUCGAUAUCGGCUAAAUCUUUUAAAUCGCAUACAUUCAGAACUUUUUGAUAAUCUUUUGCAUAUGGCGGCAUCCCGUUUAGAUAAUGGGGUCUAAACUUCAUAAAUAUGAAGUUAUCAUAAUUUUCUUGUAUAGUUUCUUUAUUUUCUAUUUUGUACACUUUCGUUUGAGUUAAUUUGCCUAAGUACGAUCGCACUAAUAGCUUAAACGCUUCAACCAAAGCGAAAUCCGUGCGUAUUUGAUUUUUACUUAUAACAGAUGAAUCUAUAAUCAAUUUUGUACUGAAGUAGUUGUGAAGAUAUUUUUCAAGAAAUACUUGUAAUGUCAUUGCUGCAUUAUGUCCAUCUCGUCCUACUCUCGAUGGCAAAUAUUCUAGAAACACCUGUAUAAUUUGAUGGAGAGAUAAAAUUCCAUCCUCUUCAAUUAAUUGUAUUAAAAUUUCUGCAAAAGUUGCAUUUUUUUGACGCAUUAAUGUUCCGGCGAAAUCUGAAAACGUCGGAAUCAUUGGACUUCUUUUUUUCAUUGCUGUCAUGUCAAACAAUAGGUCCCAAUGUUCUAAAACUAUUUUUUUAAUACAUAACGCUGAGACUGGUUCAAGUAUUUUUUCUGCUUGCUCUUGUUUCUCAGCUUGUAUAUAUAAAAGUGCCAAAGCUAAUUUAAUUAAUUCGUCUGUUUCAUACAAUAACAAAAGAUGUAUUAACUUUUCUGUAGUAUAUUCUCGUAAUACGGGACUACUGAAGAUCAAUAUCAAUAAAUCCGGCUUUUUUAAUUUACAUAUUAUUUCUACGAUAUUAAAUCCUUGGAACAAGGCAUCAGCUUCUGAACCACUUUUCAUAGUAAAAAGUGUAUCAGUUAAAAAUGUAACGAGACCCGGUGCAUCUUGACUUGAUUUUCUAGAUAAAACUUCUGAAGGUUUUAAACCCGACAUUUUAUAAUAGGGUAUACAAAAAUCCCAGUCUGACUCAUAUUCAGAACGAAUAUAAUAAUCUCCAAGCAGUGCACAUGAUUGAUUAUAUAAAUUCUUCAAUUUCAAUCCAUUUUUAUUUGCGAUAUCGUCAAAUUCAUUAAUGUCUGAGCAGUUAUACACAGCAUCUUUAGCUAAGCGUAUCAAAGCAUGAGCCUCUCCUAACAAAUGCCGGUAUGUGUUUGGACUAGAAGAUUUAUGAUUCCUUGCUGCAUUUAAAAUAUCAUAAUACAAAUUUUCCAAUUUAGGUAAAAUUAAGGAAUACAAAGUCCAAGAAUUUUCAGCUUUGGCUAAGAGAAUAAGAUAAUUUUUGCUAUGUAAUAAUUGUUGUAUUCCUAGGAAAGGUCUUAAUCCUAUUAAGCAAACAGGUUCAGAGAUACUAGGACAUGUAACUCUCAAGUUUUCUAUAUCAUUUGACAUUCUGGCAACAUGGUGAGAUAAACGUAAUGUGUAUGAUUCAAGACCAGCUUCAGUAAGUGCAUGCAAAGCAGUAUGUUCCAAAGCUACAUGAUUAACAGGUGCCGUAAAUGGAUAACUAGUUAAACAAGUUGCAUCUGUAGGAUUUGAACUAGUUGCAGAGAAGUGAUAAAGAUAUCCUUCUUGCAGUGUGCAUAAAAAGCAACUUACACCCUGCAAAUAUAUGUAUUUAUCUGAUCUAAGGAUUGAUCUUUUUAAACAAGAAUUAUUACACUCUUUCCUCAUAUAUAAUGGUUUCAAUAAAGAGCAACUGAACAAUUCAGAACUUCCAUCAAGUUUAUUGUUAGCUGCCAUUAUUUUAAGAGACAGUAAAUUUUUUAUUGUAUAGUUUUCUGACCAUCCUAAAUCAGGAGAAUUUGUUUUAAUUAUAAUUCUUAUGUCUGAUGGAUUUAAUAUGAAAGGACUCAAGGUGUGUCCAGGUCCUGCACGUUCUAAACUUAUAGAUGGCAAAUUUAUAGUUAAAGACUGUGAGUUUCCAUCGACAAUCUCUUGAUCAAUUAAUUUUUGUAAUUCAUCUCUUUCAUUAUACAAUAAAUGAUCCAAAUUUAUAACAGUAUCAUUACUAUUUGAUUUUAUUUUCCUAAAAUCUCCAGUCUCCAGUUUAUUCCAUAUACUUGUUUUAGAACUUUUAUGUUUUCUACUUUUAAAUUUUGUACUUAUUCCACUAGAAUCAUUGUUUUCUGACACAAUGAAAUGAAGGUCUUGACUAGAACUUUUACGUUUUGAAUUUAUUCCUUGCAAUAUUGUAUUAUCAUCUUGAUUAACCGUAUUGCUAUUUUCCACAAAAGAAGAAUCAGUAGAUAUAGACGUUUUAUCAAUAGACGAAGAGUUUGUAGAAGUGAGAGAACUCAAUUGAUCAAUAUCCUCAUACAUUGAAUUAGUCAACCGAAAGACACAUAAAUUUGUCUUAUCCAUAAUUGAUAUGAAGUCUUCAACAAUUUCCAUAUGCAUAGGAGAGAAUGAGAAGCCUAAAGACCAUGGUCUUGCUUCAAAAUCUAUAAACUUCAUUUUUGAUACUUGCUGUGUUUCAAUUUUAAAUUCAUGUAGAAUAGCACUGUUUCCUGAAGCCACCAGGAGAUUUCCAGUACUUUGGCAGCAUGCAAUCAGUGUAGGUUGUACACUUAAUGGCAAUUCUAUCAUUUCCAAGCUAUUCAAUGGUCGAUUUAAACUUGGAGUAACACGUCCCGCUAUUCUAGCACGCAUAGGUUGACUUUGAUCUUUCACCAUAGCCCAAUUAACAUAGAUUCUAACAAAAUUAUUAAUUGUUUUCCCUGUAUGAUUAUUGAUGCUUGCAUCUCUGGAUAAUUUUGAUUCUAAUGUUACAACAUAAUCUUCUUUGGUGCAGUGCACCAUUUGAUUAAUCAUAUCUACUGUUGGAAAAACAGUAUGUAGUUUAAUAUCAGACAUCAUCAAUUCCCAGACUUCAACGCAAUGAGUUGACAAUGCCAGAAGGAGCAUUUCAUGCCCAGAUGCAUUUGCUAUACAGCUUGCUGUUGGCUCUUCAAUUUGAGUGAUGUUUUGUCCCACAAAAUUAUGUACUGUGAUUACACGCACCAUGUUGACUUUUGUGCUAAAAGAGUUCUUUAAACAUAUCUUUAUUAUUCAAAGGAAAACUACUAUGUCUAAUAAUAGUAGAUUGGUCACUUUGAUAACUAAAUUGAACAUUUAUUAUAUAAUUACUGAAUUUAAAUUAAUAAUUAUUUCAUUUGAAUUUGAUACAUCACUACAUGAUGUAAUGAAAUGAUAUUUUAAGGUAUAAAUUAUCAUAAAAUUCGUUCGAAGGUUAUCUUACAUUUUUAAACUAUUAAUAUACAAGUUGCUUAUGAAAUAUGUCAAAGGAUGAUAAGUUCGUUGUAUCUUCGGAAGCUUUUAAUAUUAAUGAGGUACAGAAUCAAGUUUAAGAAAAUAUGAUUGAAAUAUCGCUUUCUUUCUGUUCGGAUUAAUAGAUCUAACUGCCUAAAAAUCCAUUAAUUGCUGGUUAAUGCUCAAUAACUCAAUGACGCGUACUUUGACAUUUUUUAAUUCAUGUUUUAUACAUUUAACACCCUUGUUGUAUGACAAAUAAUAUUGAAAAUCACAACUCACAAAAAGUACGAGAAAUCACAUUGCUUAACGCCACAGAAACAAACAAUACGAUAUUUUAUACAUGAUUUUAUACAAUCUAAGAACACUACGGAUAUUACAAAGAAUGAAAAUACAGUUCAUUCGUUUGAGAGAUCUUUUAGUACGCGCAUGUACGCUAAUGGUUAGAACAUAGUUGUGCUACAUACGCACUCUAUG
Heterotrigona itama is the source of this 7786-nucleotide messenger RNA. Lineage: Eukaryota; Metazoa; Arthropoda; Insecta; Hymenoptera; Apidae. The record is from the annotation of a GenBank genome assembly.